ACACUGGUUGGAACUAGUUACUUUAGGUUUGGAAAACGUCACUCGGUGAUAAAACUAAAAACUUGAUAAUUCAUUUUAGAAGCAAAACAGAAUCUUGUUAAUCACGGCGCUCAUCGGUCGUUUAUUUAGACGCUACUACGCGGUUAGUUCCAAUCUCAGCAAUAUAAUGGUGGUGACACACAACGUUAAGGGGUACGAGGAGUUCUCCAAGAAAAUGGAGGAGCUGGAGAACGGCAACGAGGCGGUGCACGUACUUUUCAGCGGCGGCAAGGACGAGAAUGGCCAGAGCUGGUGCCCCUACUGUGUGAAGGCGGAGCCGGUGAUACACGACGCUCUAAAGAAGGCCCCCGGCAACUCACAUUUCGUUCAUGUGGAUGUGGGCGAGAGGAGCUACUGGAAGGAUUUGAACUGUCCCUUCCGCAAGGAUCCCAACACGCAUCUGAUCUUCUUGCCCACUCUGUUGCGGUGGAAGCAGCCACAGCGCCUGGACGGUGAGCGCUGCUCCAACCAGGAUCUCGUAGAGAUGAUGUUCGAGGAUGAGGACUAAGUGCUAAGCGCUGUGCCUGUCGUAUAUACUUAUACAUAAAUCCGUAUAUAUUUUGGAACUCACUUCAAGUCAAGUUGGAAUACAUCAGAAGCCUAAACAACUCGUUUAAUUAAAUCGUCCCUCAGUAA
This is a messenger RNA of Drosophila serrata, 675 nucleotides long. It is a transcript of the gene cl, whose product is annotated as thioredoxin domain-containing protein 17 clot. Gene Ontology annotation, molecular function: protein-disulfide reductase [NAD(P)H] activity. Gene Ontology annotation, cellular component: cytosol. Lineage: Eukaryota; Metazoa; Arthropoda; Insecta; Diptera; Drosophilidae. The record is from RefSeq and is a predicted model, not a curated record.